Messenger RNA from Saccoglossus kowalevskii, 3517 nucleotides. RefSeq names its product protein timeless homolog. Lineage: Eukaryota; Metazoa; Hemichordata; Enteropneusta; Harrimaniidae. The record is from RefSeq and is a predicted model, not a curated record. Gene Ontology annotation, biological process: DNA replication checkpoint signaling; DNA repair; replication fork arrest. Gene Ontology annotation, cellular component: replication fork protection complex. Gene Ontology annotation, molecular function: DNA binding.
CGGCAAAUACAUUUUUGUAUUUACGUUCGUACCUGUUUGGCUUCGUAUCUCAGACGUCCAGCGCCAACCAUAGUGAGUAAAGAUGCCUGACAUGAUGAAUUGUGAGUUGCUGGCAACAUGUAAUGCUUUAGGAUUUUGUGAAGGAACGGUAUACCACAAAGAACCAGAUUGUUUAGGUGAGAUACACAGUUCAUUACUCUUGGUUAACCUAUCCCAACCUGCAGAGCUGUGUUUUAAUAACAAAAUCCCAGACGAUAAAACCUUCCGACACUAUUUUCUGGAAGUUCAGACUAAUCUGCAGUCAUGUAAAGAGAGCUUUGCAGAUGAAGAUUUCAUGGCAGUAUUAGCAAAAAAACUAAAAUCAUUAUUAGAUAUGGAAUGGGAAGACAGACGAGAAGAACAUACUCUGCUGAUGGAGAGAGUGUUACUCUUACUUAGAAAUAUUUUGCACAUUCCAGCAGAUCCUAAUGAAGAGAAGAGAACUGAUGAUGAUGCUAGUAUACAUGACCGAGUUCUGUGGGUGUUAAACACCAGUGGUAUGGAUAAAUUAUUACUGUACAUAUCAAGUUCAGACGGAGAACAGCAAUGGUGUAUGCACGUAGUAGAGAUAAUAUCAUUGAUGUUAAGAGAACAGGACGCAGAGCAACUCGCAAAAGCUGGAAUUGGAAGAACUGAUGCAGAAAAAGAACAAGAAGAAAAUGAGCUGGAGAUGUUACGACAAAAAGAUCAAAGUUUAAGAAAAGCCAGAUUAAAACAAUACAGUGCAAGGCAUUCCAGAUUUGGUGGUACAUUCUGUGUAAAGAAUAUCAAGUCCAUCAGCGAUAAUGAUCUGAUCUAUCACAGAUCUCUCAAUACUGCUGAUAACAUUAACUUUGACCGUGAAAAAUCAGUUGGCAGGAAACCAAGAAAUCGACGCUCAAUGAAAGAAAGUGACAUUAAAAGAAGAUCGACUCUCAAUAUUCGUUUAUUUCUGAAAGAGUUUUGUGUUCUGUUUCUGGAAAAUUGUUAUAAUCCACUGAUGCACAGUGUACGAGAUAAUUUAUUACAUGAAAGAGCACAGAAGAAUGAUGAGAGUUACUAUUUAUGGGCGAUGAGAUUCUUUAUGGAGUUCAGUAGAAGACACAAUUUUAGAGUUGACAUAGUCAGUGAAACUUUUUCAGUGCAGAGCUUUCAUUAUAUUCAGACAAAUCUCCAGAAUUAUUACGAAAUGAUGUUAGCAGAUAAGAAAGAAGUCACUCAGUGGUCGAGAAGGAUGCAUCUUGCAUUGAAAGCGUACAGUGAGCUGUUGAUGACUUUAGACACUAUGGGUCGUUGCAAAGACGAUUCUCUUAAGGAUGGCGCUGAUGUCAUCAAAAGUAAUAUAUUUUACGUGAUGGAAUAUCGGGAAAUAUUUCAAACAUUGCUGAGAAAGUACGAUCCUGUCAAGCUAACCAAGUCAUUUCUGAAGGAUUUGAUUGAAACCACACAUGUGUUUGUGAAGAUGCUGGAGACACAUGCUAAAAGCAGAAGAUCAAUUAUGGUUCAGAAAAAGAUGAAGAAAAGAAGGAAAAAAAGUCAGCGUAAAGAAAGAAUAACAGGUAGCCAGGACAACCAAGAAGUGACUGAUGAAUCAUGGGAAAGAGUUACAAGUGAGUUAUCUUCAAUGUUGCAAGGGAGAGAAGAAAUACCAGAAAACAUUGCACCGUUCGAUGCAGCUGCUGAUAUCCCAAUUGAAGAACAGAGAGCCAGUACAAUGAUUAGGAUACAAGAAUCACUGCAUAAUGGAAUGGCUGGUGAAGCUAUAGCAAUACUAAGAGCUGCUAGAGAAGUGUGGCCUGAAAAUGACGUGUUUGGUGCCGCUGAUAUCGGCGCAGAAGAUGAAUUUAUGGCGCUUAGAGAGAUACACUAUGCUAAUCUACCACGACAAAAUCAAGAUGAGGAAGGUGAAGUAAAUGAAGAAGAUGAACUGGAAAAUGCUGCCAUGUUGAAUGUGAAAGUUAAGCGUGAUAGCGCUCUUCAAAGACGGCUUCAAGUGUUUACACGAAUCGCAAGGUCUUGUUUAGAUCUGAGUGCUGGCUCGAAACCACCACCUUUAAUUGUCAAUCAGUUAGUAAAGCAGGAAUUGGUUGAUAGUGUCACUGCUCUGAAGAGGAAAAAAGGAGUUAAAAAGGUGAUGAUAUGGAGAGAAGAACAGGAACUAGAAUUACAAAACCUGUAUGAACAGUACAAAGAAUCUGAUGAUAUUUUGGGAAAUAUUCUUGAAAGCAUGUCUGAGAAGCGGUCAAAGAAUAAAGUGAUAGAAAAGCUGAUAGCAAUGGGAAUGGUAUCAGAAAGGAAAGAAUUGUAUAAGAAACGAAAGAGCAAAGGAAGAAAAGAAAAGAAUAAAGAGGAUAACUUUUUUGAAGAGGGAAUGGAGAUGGAAGAAAUCCCUCAUUCAGAUGAAGAAGCAGAAGAAUUGGGUAGUGAUGAAACUGAUGAUGAUGAUGACGACUACUUUGGGUUAUCCGUAUCCCAAUUGUUAAAAAAGGUCAAACAAUUGGGUUUCAUAGAACAAGUUAAGUGGAUAUUGACUGGUUUAAGAAGAACUGCUGAUGAUAGACAAAGUGAAAAUGACAGUGAACCUGUUGCUAUUGUACCAUUAACAGUUGAAAAUGAACAAGCAAUGGAAAACGGUGGAUUUAAAUCUUUUCUCAAGGCAAUUGGAAUGUCGCCACCAGCUAACCACCAGGAGAUAUUUUGGCGUAUUCCUGGUGAAUUGACCCCUGACGACCUCAAAGAUCUGGCAGAUUCGAUUGAAAGUAUGGGUGAUGAAGACGAAAGGAGAGUUAAGAAGCUGAGUGAUAGAAGCAAAAAACUUGCAGAGCUAGCUAAAGCUCGGGAAAUGGAAAGAAAAUCUGGAGAUGGUGGGAAACGGAAAAAGAGAUUGUCAGAGAAGAAAGCGAGGGCAGCAAUUCUGGGUGAAGAACGUGUCAAUCAGAAACCCAAAAAACAAAGAAGAGUUAAGAGAGACGUUGUGGAGUCUUCUGAAGAUGAAAGAGUAAUGGAUUAUAGCAGUCAUGAAGAUGAUGUUUCCAUCGAUAAAGAGAAUAACAGAAGCAAUAAAAAAAAUGAACAGAAGAAGAAAUCCAUGUCAGCCGAGGAAGCGCGGAAGAUCUUGACGGAUGAUGAAAGUGAUGACGAAUCAUUCACCAAACGGAAUUCCAGUAGCGACGACAGCGAUGAUGAACCAUUGAUUUCAAAGUUAAACACUAAUAAACCUGAAACAGGAGAUACACAUCAUAUAAAAAUGUCACUCCAUGAUACGGAUGAUGAUGAUGAGGAAACAGAUUCAAUAGUCGUAAAAAAGACACGAGGGAAGAGGCCGUAUUCUAUGUUAUCUGACUCCGAAUCUGAUGUUGAAGACAGCAUACCAUUAAAAAGGAUUGUUAGGAGGAAGAUUGAAUCCGAUAGUGAUGACGAAUAGGAAAUUACUCCAAAUAGUGUUGUGUACAUAUGUAUUUUAAUCUAGCGUUCUAACAAUGACUGCUUUGCUGAUAGA